Molecule: messenger RNA, 318 nt
Organism: Eremothecium gossypii ATCC 10895
Lineage: Eukaryota; Fungi; Ascomycota; Saccharomycetes; Saccharomycetales; Saccharomycetaceae
Gene: ECM15
Product: Ecm15p
Exons: 2
Coding region: 1-318 (105 amino acids)
Cellular component (GO): cytosol
Source: RefSeq, marked provisional
AUGUCGAAGCUGCACACAUUAGUGGACAUUUGCAUGGUGCCGCUAGGUACUAGCUCACCAAGUGUCUCAGACUAUGUCACCAAGAUUGAGAAACGAAUUAGGGAGAGUCACUUGAAAAGCACUAUGCACAGCUUUGGAACGACGAUUGAGGGCCCUUGGGACGAGGUCAUGAGCCUCAUCGGCCAGUUGCACGAAUACAGCCACGAAUUGGGAUACGUUAGAAUCCACACCGAAAUGAGGCUCGGAACUAGAACAGACAAACAGCAGACUGCGCAAGACAAGGUAGACGUGGUUGAAAAGAAGCUCUCCGAUUACUAG